AUGGCUGAGAUCCGCCGAAAGCUGGUCAUCGUCGGUGACGGUGCCUGUGGUAAAACUUGCUUGUUGAUCGUCUUCUCCAAGGGCACUUUCCCUGAGGUCUACGUCCCUACCGUCUUUGAGAACUAUGUCGCCGAUGUCGAGGUUGAUGGCAAGCACGUCGAAUUAGCCUUAUGGGAUACGGCUGGUCAGGAAGACUACGAUCGUCUCCGACCUCUGUCUUACCCCGACUCCCACGUUAUUCUAAUUUGCUUCGCUGUCGACUCCCCCGAUUCUUUGGACAACGUUCAGGAGAAGUGGAUUUCCGAGGUUCUUCACUUCUGCCAAGGUCUACCUAUCAUCCUCGUCGGCUGCAAGAAGGAUCUGCGUUACGACGCUAAGACGAUCGAGGAGCUACGUAAGACCAGCCAAAAGCCCGUCUCUCCUGAAGAGGGUGAGGAUAUCCGUAAGAAGAUUGGCGCCUACAAGUACCUUGAAUGCUCGGCCAAGACGAACGAGGGUGUCCGGGAGGUUUUCGAGCAUGCCACCCGCGCUGCCCUGCUGUCCCGCAAAGGACAGAAGAAGCACUCUAAGUGCUUAGUCCUUUAA
Annulohypoxylon truncatum is the source of this 585-nucleotide messenger RNA. RefSeq names its product Rho type small GTPase. NCBI's taxonomy places the organism in Eukaryota, Fungi, Ascomycota, Sordariomycetes, Xylariales, Hypoxylaceae. Bases 1 to 585 code for a protein of 194 amino acids. Gene Ontology annotation, molecular function: GTPase activity; GTP binding. Gene Ontology annotation, biological process: small GTPase-mediated signal transduction. The record is from RefSeq and is a predicted model, not a curated record. The transcript has 5 exons.